Molecule: messenger RNA, 2013 nt
Organism: Lathyrus sativus (Indian pea)
Lineage: Eukaryota; Viridiplantae; Streptophyta; Magnoliopsida; Fabales; Fabaceae
Source: the annotation of a GenBank genome assembly
AUGCAAGACACUCUUCUCACUCUUCCACACCAACAACGCAUUAACAUCAACUUUCCCUCCAAAAACCACACUGCCGUUACAGAUAAGCCUCUCCCCAACGGUGACAUAUACACCGGAGCUUUAUUAGGAAACAAACCUCACGGCACCGGGAAAUACCUCUGGUCAGACGGGUGUAUGUACGAAGGUCAGUGGAGAAAAGGAAAAGCCUCCGGUAAAGGAAGAUUCUCGUGGCCGUCGGGAGCUACCUACGAAGGCGAGUUCAAAUCAGGUCGAAUGGAAGGGUUCGGGUCAUUCAUUGGAGUCGACGGGGAUGUUUACCGAGGGACCUGGUUUGCUGAUCGGAAAAAUGGAUUCGGCGAGAAGCGUUACGGGAAUGGUGAUGUCUAUGAGGGAUGGUGGAGGUGCAACUUGCAAGACGGGGAAGGAAGGUACGUUUGGAAAAACGGAAAUGAGUACGUUGGAGAGUGGAAGAAUGGUGCUAUAUGGGGUAAAGGUGUUUUGGUUUGGGCUAAUGGGAAUCGUUAUGAAGGGUUUUGGGAGAACGGUGUUCCGAAGGGGAAUGGAGUUUUUACUUGGUGUGGUGAGAGUUUUGGGAAUGAAGAGAAACAGUGUGAGAUGAUGAUGGCCAGGAAGAGAUCUUCGGUGGAUGGUUCAAAGGGCGUUGGUUUUCCAAGGAUUUGUAUAUGGGAGCUUGAUGGUGAAGCCGGUGAUAUUACUUGUGAAAUUGUUGAUAAUGUGGAGGCUUCUGUGUUUUAUAAAGAUGGUAGUGAAUCUGAAAACAGUGGAGAAAGUUGUGGGGGUGUGUUGGAUAAGAGUCCUUGUUGGUCUCUUGAUGGUGAUGUUAAGAAGCCUGGUCAAAUUGUGUCUAAGGGACAUAAGAGUUAUGAUCUUAUGAUCAGUCUCCAAUUGGGUAUCAGAUAUACUGUUGGCAAGUAUGCUCCGGUUGUUAGAGAACUUAGAGUAGGAGAUUUUGAUCCUAAGGAGAAGUUCUGGACUAGAUUGCCACUAGAAGGAUCCAAGUUUGCACCUCAACAUCAAUCAAUGGACUUCAGGUGGAAAGACUAUUGCCCCAUGGUGUUCAGACAUCUAAGGGAAUUAUUUGCCAUAGAUCCUGUGGAUUACACACUUGCGAUUUGUGGAAGUGACUCACUCAGAGAGAUGUCUUCUCCUGGAAAAAGUGGAAGCAUCUUUUACCUCACUCAAGAUGACCGUUUCAUAAUCAAGACCGUGAAGAAAUCUGAAGUCAAGGUGCUUACCAGAAUGCUUCCAAGUUACUAUCAACAUGUUUGUAAGUACAAGAACACUUUGGUUACGGCAUUUUUAGGGGCACAUUGUAUCAAACCUGUUGGAGGUCAAAAGAUCCGGUUUAUUGUGAUGGGAAAUGUGUUUUGUUCCGAGUAUCGGAUUCAUAAAAGGUUUGAUCUCAAAGGUUCUUCUCAUGGACGAAUCACGGAUAAACCUCGGGAGGAGAUUGACGAGACUACCACUCUUAAAGACCUUGAUCUUAAUUUUGUCUUUCGCCUAGAACAGUCUUGGUUUCAAGAGCUAAAAUGGCAACUUGAUAGAGACUGUGAGUUUCUGGAAGCUGAGGGAAUCAUGGAUUAUAGUCUUUUGAUUGGCCUUCAUUUCCGCGAUGAUCACUCAGUUGAUGAAACGGAAAGUUCACCGCGUGAUAUGCCGUCAGCAGGCAAGAGAGACAUGCAUGAUGAUGAUACGCACAUACCCCGCGGUCCUCUAAUCCGGCUCGGAAUGAACAUGCCUGCCAGAGCUGCAAGAAUGUGUAGUGCAAAAAGCAACAAUUCUACUCCUUCAAAGAGUAGUAAUGAGAUCUCUGAUGUAAUCCUUUACUUUGGUAUCAUUGACAUUCUUCAAGACUAUGAUAUUAGCAAAAGGAUAGAACAUGCUUACAAGUCACUACAAGUCGAUCCUACUUCCAUCUCAGCCGUUGAUCCUAAGCUAUACUCCAAAAGGUUUAGAGAUUUCAUACACAGAAUCUUUGUUGAGGACACAUGA